AUGCGUGAAGUCAUCAGCUUGAACGUCGGCCAGGCCGGUUGCCAGAUCGCCAACAGCUGCUGGGAGCUGUACUGCCUCGAGCACGGCAUCCAGCCUGACGGCUACCUCACCGAGGAGCGCAAGGCCGCCGACGACGACCAUGGCUUCUCCACCUUCUUCUCGGAAACUGGCAACGGCAAGUACGUGCCACGCACCAUCUACUGCGAUCUCGAGCCCAACGUCGUCGAUGAGGUCCGCACCGGUGCCUACCGCAGCCUCUUCCACCCAGAACAGAUGAUUACUGGCAAGGAGGAUGCCUCGAACAACUACGCCCGUGGCCACUACACCGUCGGCAAAGAGCUCAUUGACCAGGUCCUUGACAAGGUCCGACAUGUCGCAGACAACUGCUCGGGUCUGCAAGGUUUCCUCGUCUUCCACAGCUUCGGUGGUGGUACCGGAUCUGGUUUCGGUGCUCUUUUGAUGGAGCGCCUCUCUGUGGACUACGGCAAGAAGUGCAAGCUCGAGUUCUGUGUGUACCCAGCACCACAGGUCGCCACCUCUGUCGUCGAGCCAUACAACUCGAUCUUGACUACCCACACCACCCUCGAGCACUCCGACUGCUCGUUCAUGGUCGACAACGAGGCCAUCUACGACAUCUGCCGCCGCAACCUCGGCAUUGAGCGACCAAACUACGAGAACCUCAACCGCCUGAUUGCUCAGGUCGUCUCUUCCAUCACCGCCUCGCUCCGCUUCGACGGCUCGCUGAACGUCGAUCUCAACGAGUUCCAGACCAACUUGGUGCCAUACCCACGCAUCCACUUCCCACUGGUUGCCUAUGCACCAAUUGUCUCCGCAGCCAAGGCCGCGCACGAGGCCAACAGCGUCCAGGAGAUCAGCAUGUCCUGCUUCGAGCCCAACAGCCAGAUGGUCAAGUGUGACCCACGCAACGGCAAGUACAUGGCCACUUGCUUGCUCUACCGCGGAGACGUCGUUCCAAAGGACGUCCACCAGGCAGUUGCCACCCUCAAGACCAAGCGCACCAUCCAGUUCGUCGACUGGUGCCCAACUGGCUUCAAGAUUGGUAUCUGCUACCAGCCACCGCAGAUGGUGCCGAAUGGCGACCUCGCCAAGGUCAACCGCGCCGUCUGCAUGCUGUCCAACACCACCGCCAUUGCGGAGGCGUGGUCCGCUCUCUCGCACAAGUUCGACCUCAUGUACAGCAAGCGUGCCUUCGUCCACUGGUACGUUGGUGAGGGUAUGGAGGAGGGUGAGUUCUCCGAGGCUCGUGAGGACUUGGCUGCGCUCGAGCGCGACUACGAGGAGGUUGCUGCAGACUCUGCCGAGGGUGAGGAGGGCGCUGAGGCCGAGUACUAG
Molecule: messenger RNA, 1353 nt
Organism: Fulvia fulva
Lineage: Eukaryota; Fungi; Ascomycota; Dothideomycetes; Mycosphaerellales; Mycosphaerellaceae
Product: Tubulin alpha chain
Exons: 4
Coding region: 1-1353 (450 amino acids)
Biological process (GO): nuclear migration by microtubule mediated pushing forces; microtubule cytoskeleton organization; mitotic cell cycle
Cellular component (GO): spindle; cytoplasm; microtubule
Molecular function (GO): structural constituent of cytoskeleton; GTP binding
Source: RefSeq, a predicted model, not a curated record